AUGUCAGUGAACCCAUUCCAGAACGUCGGGAAAAAUAUUUUGUAUUUGACUGCUGCCGGAGCAUUUUCGGUUAUCCUAGUAAAGACUAUCAUCAGAUCUCAAAGAGAUGCUAAAUUCAUUCCCUUAGCGAAGGAUCAAGGAGCAGAGGGAGGUGAUUACUAUUCCAACGUAGCAAACGUGAAGCCUGGUUUCCCUUUACCAGCAGAUGCAGCUAGCUCCGACAGAAAAAGUGAGUUUGAAGGUUCAGGGCUCAGUUACCGUAGCAGAAAAUCAGGUGACAAGCUGGGAUUUUGGGAUAGAAGAAGCAAGGACAACUAA
Messenger RNA from Lachancea fermentati, 318 nucleotides. Lineage: Eukaryota; Fungi; Ascomycota; Saccharomycetes; Saccharomycetales; Saccharomycetaceae. The record is from the annotation of a GenBank genome assembly.